Candida tropicalis MYA-3404 is the source of this 3741-nucleotide messenger RNA. RefSeq names its product ATP-dependent RNA helicase. Gene Ontology annotation, molecular function: ATP binding; RNA binding. The record is from RefSeq and is a predicted model, not a curated record. The transcript has a single exon. Gene Ontology annotation, biological process: maturation of SSU-rRNA from tricistronic rRNA transcript (SSU-rRNA, 5.8S rRNA, LSU-rRNA). Gene Ontology annotation, cellular component: intracellular anatomical structure; nucleolus. The coding region runs from base 1 to 3741 and encodes 1246 amino acids. Lineage: Eukaryota; Fungi; Ascomycota; Pichiomycetes; Serinales; Debaryomycetaceae.
AUGGGGAAAUAUAGAAAGAGAUUCAAUGAAAAGGCAAGAGCGGGUAUGCUUGCAAAACAAGCUGCCUUGAAAAGAGCUAGAAAUAAACAAUUCUAUAGACAAGACCACGACGAAUCAGAUCAGGAACAAGGAGAUGUCAAAGAUGCUACCCAAAUAUUUAAUAAUGAAAAUUCAAAUUCAGAAAUUCUUGUUCCAGUCACAGAAGAAGAGAGACAAGCCAGAAAACGUGCAUUAGAAGAAACAUUGUAUACUCAAAACGAAAAACAAGAAAAGCUAUCCAAAUCCAAGAAGAAGAGGUUGGAUAAAUAUAUCGAUCAUCAAUUAAAGAGAGAAGAAAAGAAAAUUUUACUUGAAAAGCUUUCUGAAACAAAGGUUGAUACCAGUCAAAUGUCAGCAUUAAAAGAGUUGGGUAAAGGUAAACAAACCAAAAGAGAAGAAAUGAUCGAGGCAUUGGAAUUGGAACGUCAGGGUAGAGGAGAUGAAAGAACCAAGGAAAUUUUAUACGAAGAAAGAGAAGUUAAGGACUACCAUGAUUAUGAAGAAGAAUUUGGUGGAGAAGAAGAAAGUGAUCAGGAGGAGAUCAAAACAGGUGGAUUCAUUGAUAACAGGCCAUCAAAGUUUGGAGGUCAAGGAUUUGGGUUUGGGUUUGCUAAUAUUCCAGUGAUAAAGAAAGAUAAGUCGAGCCAACCAAAGAAAAAGUAUAGUUGGAGAAAGAGAAUUGAAGAAGAAGAAAAGAAGAAAUUGAAGAAAGAAGAGGAGGAUGAUUUUGCUUCAAGUUCAGAAGAUGAAAGUGAAUCUUCUAAAGAAGACGAAGACCAAGAAGAAGAUGAUGAUGAAGAAGAAGGAGAAGCUAAUGAUAAUGACAUGGAACAAGAAGAUUCUAGUGAUGAUGAAGAAGCUGACGAAGAAGAAGAGGACCAGGAUGAAGAUGUAGACGACGACGACGAUGACGAAGAAGACGAAGAAGAUGAGGAAGAAGAGGAAGAGUCCAGAUUGAUGCAAAGCAAACCACGUCACUCAACUAUUGCAAAUAGUUUCAAAGAAUGGGCUGAACAACAGGUGCGAAAAAUGGAGGGUCGUGAAAAUAUUGCUCUUAAUCCGGAAGUAUCAGAGGAAAUCAAACAACAGUAUGCACAACAAACUAUUAGAGAUGAAGAUGUGGACCAUUCAUCCGACGAAGAAGGCUAUAUUCCAAUCAAUAAGGAUUUAAAAAGAGAUGCAUUUGUUGUUGAAGUUAAAAGAUCCAAUGCAAUCCAACAACAACGAAUUUUACUUCCUGUAUUUGCCGAGGAACAUAGAAUAAUGGAAGCCAUUUAUCAUCAUGAUUGUAUAAUUCUUUGUGGGGAAACAGGUUCAGGUAAAACCACUCAAGUACCACAGUUUUUAUAUGAAGCCGGGUUUGGUAACUUGGAACAUAAUUUGUACCCCGGCAUGAUUGGUGUUACACAACCUAGAAGAGUUGCUGCGGUGUCUAUGGCAGAAAGAGUUGGAAGUGAAUUAGGAGACCAUGGCCAUCGUGUUGGUUACCAGAUUCGAUUUGAUACUACUAUCAAAAAUGAAGGAAAAGCAGAUGGUACUGCGUUGAAGUUUAUGACCGAUGGUGUUUUGUUGAGAGAAAUGAUGACAGAUUUCUUGCUUACCAAGUAUUCUUCCAUAAUUAUCGAUGAAGCCCAUGAAAGAAACAUCAAUACUGAUAUUUUGAUUGGUAUGUUAACUAGAAUUAUGAAGUUGAGAAGAAAAUACCACACCGAAAACCCUGAUAAGUUUAAACCAUUGAAGUUGAUCAUUAUGUCUGCAACAUUAAGAGUGUCUGAUUUUUCCGAAAAUUCCACUUUAUUUAAGAAUCCACCUCCAAUAAUUAAUGUUCAAGCUAGACAGUACCCCGUGUCAAUUCAUUUCAACAAGAAGACUAAUUAUGAUUACCUUGACGAGGCAUUCAAAAAAGUUUGUAAAAUACACCGCAAACUUCCAGAGGGUGGAAUCUUGAUAUUUUUGACAGGUCAGAAUGAAAUUACAACACUUGUAAAAAAAUUGCGUAACGAAUUUCCAUUCAAAAAGAAAUCAAAAGUUGAAUAUGAAGAAGAUGUCGAGGUCAAAUUAUCUGAAAACGUACAACAAGAAGUCGAAGAUGUUGAAUUUAGUGUUGAUACCACAGACAAGGAAAAGUACGAUGACUAUGAUUCUCUGGAGGAUAACAGUGACGAAGAAGAAGAAGGUUUUGAGGAAGCAGUUGAUUCCAACGAAUCUGACAUUGGACCAUUGUAUGUCUUACCAUUGUACUCAUUGUUACCAACUAACCAACAAAUGAAAGUAUUUGAUGAACCACCGAAGGGAAGCCGUGUAUGUAUUGUGGCAACCAAUGUUGCCGAAACUUCGUUGACAAUUCCAGGUAUCAGAUAUGUUGUUGAUUGUGGUCGUUCUAAGGAAAGAAAAUUCAACAGAGAGAAUGGUGUUCAAUCGUUUGAAGUUGAUUGGAUUUCAAAGGCUUCAGCUGACCAACGUGCUGGUAGAGCAGGUAGAACUGGUCCAGGUCACUGUUAUAGAUUAUUUUCAUCAGCGGUGUAUGAAGAGUUUUUCCCACAAUUCAGUGUACCUGAAAUUUUGCGUAUGCCGUUUGAAAGUAUUGUGUUGAAUAUGAAGAGUAUGGGUAUUGAUCAAAUUGCCAAUUUCCCGUUCCCAACUCCACCGGAUAGAUCUGCCUUAAGACAAGCCGAGGAAUUGCUUGUGAUUUUGGGUGCGUUGGAUAAAGAACAAAAAUCAGUCACCGAUUUGGGUAAAAAAAUGUCACUUUUCCCAUUGAGUCCACGUUUUGCCAAAAUAUUAAUCAUUGGUAAUCAACAGGAUUGUCUUCCUUAUGUUAUUGCUAUAGUAUCUGCGUUAUCUGUGGGUGAUCCAUUUAUCAGUGAGGCAGAAUUGAGUGGUAACAUGUCUGACGAGGCUCGCAAAGAGUUUAGAAGUAAAUUCAAUCAUUCAAGAGCUUUAUUUGGAAAAUUGGACCCUUCUAGUGAUUGUAUGAUGUUACUUUCUGCCGUCUGUGCAUUUGACCAUGUUCCGCAAAAGAGCCAAAACGAGUUCUUAGAGGGCCAUUAUUUACGACACAAAAUGAUGGAAGAAAUUCAAAAGUUAAGAAAACAGGUAGGUAAUAUCGUUGAAAAUCUGGUUAUGGCAGCAAAUGGUUUACAGAUAAAGAAUGAGAUGAAGCUUCCAAUGCCAACAAAGAAACAAGUAAGUGCCAUGAAGCAGAUGAUAGCAUCUGGUUUCAUUGAUCAAGUAGCUAUUAGAGGCGAUAUCAUAUCACAAGAGGUUAAAAUAACAAACAAGUCUAAUAUUAUCCAAGUUCCAUAUUGUCCAGUAAUGCCGAUUGACGAGGGACCGUUUGUUUACAUUCAUCCAAAUUCAUUGAUUGCAAAGAGUGGUCAAGUUCCAAGUCCUUACUUGAUAUAUCAAUCCUUGAGCACUAAAGGAAAUACCGAAGAGGAUGAAAUAACCAAAGUUAGAAUGAAACCUUUGGUAGAUAUCAGUGGGAAGCAAUUGGCAAAUGUUGCCAAAAAUUCAACCUUGCUUACGUAUUCUAAACCUUUGGGUCAUCCAUAUGCACCAAAGAAUUUGUCACCAACUAAAAGAGAAUGUUAUGUUGUCCCUCGAUUUGGUGCAUCUGUAGGAAGCGGAGCAGUUGGUUGGGAUUUACCUGCUAUAAAAGUAGUACAAGAAAAACGUAAAGGUACUUGGGUGAUUGUAUAG